UGGAUUUUGAGGCCAAGCAGCAGUACACUCUACAUGUGAUAGUAACGAAUAAGGCUUCCUUUGUGGUCUCCACCCUUGCUACUUCUACAGCCACUGUCACUGUGGAUGUGCUGGAUGUGAAUGAAGCCCCCAUCUUCGUGCCUCCUGAAAAGAGAGUGGAGGUGUCUGAAGACUUUGGCGUGGGCCUGGAAAUCACAUCCUACACUGCCCGGGAGCCAGACACGUUUAUGGAACAGAGGAUAACGUACCGGAUUUGGAGGGACACUGCCAACUGGCUGGAGAUUAAUCCAGACACUGGUGCCAUUUCCACUCGGGCUGAGCUGGACAGAGAGGACUUUGAGCACGUGAAGAACAGCACGUACACCGCCCUCAUCAUAGCCACAGACAACGGUUCUCCUGUCGCUACUGGAACAGGGACGCUUCUUCUGAUCCUCUCCGAUGUGAAUGACAAUGGCCCUGUACCAGAACCUCGAAGUCUGGAGUUCUGCCAGAGGAACCCACAGCCUCAUGUCAUAAAUAUCAUUGAUCCAGACCUUCCCCCAAAUACUUCUCCCUUCACAGCAGAACUAGCACACGGGGCAAGUGUCAACUGGACUUUUGAUUACAAUGACCCAGCCCAAGAGUCUAUCAUUUUGAAGCCAAAGAAAACUUUAGAGUUGGGUGACUAUAAAAUCAAUCUCAAGCUCACGGAUAAUCAGAACAAAGACCAAGUGACCACCUUAGAGGUGUAUGUGUGUGACUGUGAAGGAGCUGCCACCAUCUGUAAGAAGGCGCAGUAUAUCGAAGCGGGAUUGGAAGUUCCUGCCAUUCUGGGGAUUCUUGGAGGAAUUCUUGCUUUGCUAAUCCUGAUUCUGCUGCUCCUGCUGUUUCUUCGGAGAAGAACAGUGGUCAAAGAGCCUUUACUGCCCCCAGAAGAUGAUACCCGGGACAAUGUUUAUUACUAUGAUGAAGAAGGAGGUGGAGAAGAAGACCAGGACUUUGACCUGAGCCAGUUGCACAGGGGCCUGGAUGCUAGGCCUGAAGUGACUCGCAAUGAUGUCGCACCAACCCUCCUCAGUGUGCCCCAGUAUCGUCCCCGCCCUGCCAAUCCUGAUGAAAUUGGAAACUUUAUUGAUGAAAACCUGAAGGCGGCGGAUAGUGACCCCACAGCGCCCCCUUACGACUCUCUGCUCGUUUUUGACUAUGAAGGAAGUGGCUCCGAAGCGGCUAGUCUGAGCUCCCUGAACUCCUCGGAGUCAGACCAAGACCAGGACUAUGACUAUCUGAAUGAAUGGGGCAAUCGCUUCAAGAAACUGGCGGAUAUGUAUGGAGGCGGUGAGGACGACUAGGGGACUCUAGAGAUGGGUCCCGGAAUUGGUGCGAGGAGAAGCACAGAAAUAAUGUUGCUGUGGUUCUUCAGCCUCCCUUCCCUUGAGAUGAGUUUCUGGGAGAAAGAGACUGGUCAGUGAUGCAGUUAGAAUAGUUACGGUCUCCACUUUACAACUCGAAUCUGUGUGUGUUAGGAAGAAGACGUCUUCCUGGAAUCUUCUUUCUCCUUUCAUU
This is a messenger RNA of Carlito syrichta (Philippine tarsier), 1542 nucleotides long. It is a transcript of the gene CDH1, whose product is annotated as cadherin 1. The transcript has 7 exons. Gene Ontology annotation, molecular function: calcium ion binding; cadherin binding. The coding region runs from base 228 to 1328 and encodes 366 amino acids. Gene Ontology annotation, biological process: cell-cell junction assembly; multicellular organism development; adherens junction organization. The record is from RefSeq and is a predicted model, not a curated record. NCBI's taxonomy places the organism in Eukaryota, Metazoa, Chordata, Mammalia, Primates, Tarsiidae. Gene Ontology annotation, cellular component: adherens junction; catenin complex; plasma membrane.